AUGGAAUUCAACUUACUCAUCCAUCAUGUUGUGCAUUGGCUUGAUCAUCUCCCUUUUGAACAACCCACGCCAGACAUUUCGAAAGCCAGCCAAGCUUGCGCCCUCAAACGACGACGAUCUCUUAAACUCAGCGAGCCCCGAAAACGUCGUUAUCCCGUAUCACCUCCAAGGUCAAGAAACGAGAACUCUCAAGAUCCAACGUCAUCAGAGAUGCUACCGUCGACACCCGGAAAGAAACGGGCUCAUGGCGACGACACAAAUCUCGACAAUGAACAAACCCCUCGAGCUGAAACCAUAAGCACAAGCAGGCAUCCAUUGGAUAAUCCUCCAGAUCUUGGCUUGAGAAGCAAUGCUUCGAGUUUUGCUUCGCGAAGUGAUGCCUCCGUGUCACGCGACAGCAAACGCUCAAAACGGUCACAGUCACCGACCAAACUAUUUCCUAUGUACGGGCCAGAGGGCCAAAGAUUAAUUAGAGACGCACUCAGCACCACAGCACCGCGACAGGCCUUGCCUUCGUCCCUUUCUGAAUUAAUCCAAGAUAUCAAUGAUAUAUCCAGAGGCUUCAGCAUUAUUCCGCAAAGCAUGAAGGCUGCUCUAGAUCAGCAUCUCAAGAACACCGCGCCACUUGAUCGACUGCACGGCUUUAUGUUCUUUGAAGAUACCAAUAGUAUCAAGGACCUUGAUGAAUCACUUGACUGGGCGUCAGCUAGGGAAGUCCUUCGUCGUGCUUUGCGCAUCGCUGAUCGGUCUGGCCAAUGCUCCCAGAUGCUUAGCGACGAGUCGGCGUGGAACAACAUGGUGCAUACUCCUCUGCUCGAACUGUUUGCUCGCGAUAUGUACAGCUGUACAAAUCAAGAACUUCUUGACUUCAUAUCUUGCACGACGACAAACGUCGACUCAGCAUAUCAUAGAUUCCCCGACACAGCAAGCCGGGUUGACUACGUCCUACGUUUCAUACCAGAACGUGAUCCUACCUUCCAUGCCCCAUCUGACGUUAUGGCGCCCUGCUUCAAUUGGACGUCCGACAGACUGCUGCAACAGUACCCACUCGCCUUUAGCAUCGAAACUAAGCGUUACGGUGGUAACACGGCAAAAGGGGAGCAGCAGAUGGGGAUUUGGCAUGCCGCUCAGUGGGAGUUUUUAAUAUCCAGGACUGGCUCAGUGGCCACAAAUAAGCUCGAAUUCUUACCAGGCGUUGUGGUACAGGGUCAUAUUUGGUCGCUUGUUAUCACGACGAGGUCCCAAGCUAUAACGACUGUUCUUUGCAGCGUUGAGUUUGGAAAUACCAGCUCUGUUAUUGGCGUGCUCCAAGUCAUCGCUGGUCUGCGACGUCUGCGAAAAUGGUCUCUUGAAAUCUUAUGGCCGUGGUAUAAAGAGAAUCUACCUGGACUUUGUCAGCUCUGA
This is a messenger RNA of Fusarium proliferatum ET1, 1404 nucleotides long. RefSeq lists its product as uncharacterized. The transcript has 3 exons. The coding region runs from base 1 to 1404 and encodes 467 amino acids. Lineage: Eukaryota; Fungi; Ascomycota; Sordariomycetes; Hypocreales; Nectriaceae. The record is from RefSeq and is a predicted model, not a curated record.